GACUUUUCCGGCCGCCGGAAAUUAUCGAUCGGUGAUCAGCUGUUGUUUUCCGCGGUUGCAGCACAAGUUUCCAUGGAAAAUGUGAUAAAAACACUGGGCUUAGAAUGCGUUUGAAGGCCAGUCCCUUAGUUUCCCUCAGUUUUCCUUUAAAAUGAACACCUCCUUAAGCCGGGGCUGUUCUUACAGCCCUCGGGAGUCCUUCGAAUACACUGCGCUUCAAUUUGCAGCUCGAAGAGGCUCUUUGGAGCAAGUCCGAUAUUUGAUCGAGAGUGGCACUGAUCUUGACACAGGGCCGGACCCUGCCCUACAUCUAGCCCUCCGGAAGCAAAACACGGCGAUAGCACAUGUGCUCCUCCAUGCUGGGGCUGAUUUUGAGAUCAAAGAUUCACAUGGAGAUUAUCCCAUCCAUAUUGCUUGUACUUUAGGGCUUUUGGACGUGGUCCAUGCCCUGUGUGCGUUAGGAUGUAGUGUCGAAGUUCUGACGGCGAAAGGGCUUUCGCCCUUGCAUUUGGCGGCGAAGAAUGGACAUAUUCAUGUUGUCAGGUGUUUAUGUGCCGCUGGGUGCAACAUAGACAUCCGUAAUUCUGAUAACAUCAGGGCUGAUAUCACGGCUUUGAAAUAUGGUCAUAACGACAUUGCCGAGUUGUUGGAUAGAUUAAGGGUGACUGGGCAAAGGGACACUUUAGCCCGUCAAUUAGUACCAACUUCCAAACCAGCCCUUAGAUUAAACUUGCGGCUUUUGGGGCACUGUGGUGUCGGGAAAACUUCCCUGGUCAAGUCGUUAAGUGCCGGUUUGUUUGGUUCGUUAUUCCGGCGAUCGAGUUCGCUCCAAAGCAACAAAUCUCGUCCUUCAUCCCCCAUUAACACCCAAAUCGAGAUGGAUGUCACCUCACGACAAAAUUCUCUAAGUUUUGAAAGCAGUGGCAAUUACCAGUCCACAAACGGCAUUAGUGUACAAAAUAUGGACAUAUCUAACGUUGGCGAAACAACAGUUUGGGAGUUCUCAGGACAGGAAAACUAUUUUCCCAUCUAUCACCACUUUUUAUGGCCUUCACCUCAUUCGCUUACUUUGGUUUUGUUCAGUUUGGAAGACUCGCCGUCCAUUCAAGUGCAACAAGUUUGCUUCUGGCUCAAUUUUCUUCUAGCGAGGCAACCGGCUGACCUGCCUUCUUCCGAAUACGGCCAAGUCAUGUUGGUGGCCACCCACGUGGACUUGACCCGCGCUGUGAAGACGCAAAACGGCGAAUGGAUUUGUCCCGACGCUCAGAAAACGCUCGAAACUGUCCGAAAAAUAAUCCCCCACGUCCCCAAUCUCAUGUCCAGUGUUGUGAUAAUGGACACAAACGUGCCAGCUUCCUACCCUUUCAAGCAACUCAAGUCGACGCUGGCCGAACUGAAACAAGAGUGCCUCCAGGAUUAUUUAACUAGUAGAAAGGGCUACAAUUUAAUAACGAGCCGCGUCUUGAAGCAAACCGUGGGGACCUGGACCGGCCUCCUGGAAGCAACCCUAGCUUGGCUCAACUCGCUCCAGAAGGAUUACGAGCAGUUUCCCGUUUUGUCGCGUUCUACGUUUUCGGAGUUGUUGCGAAGUCAGGUCAACAUCCUGGCUUCGGACCACCACAUCCAGGAGUUGCUCCAGCAGUUGCACUUCAUGGGGGAGGUGUUCUGCGUCCAGGAUUUGGUCGUGGUUUCGGUUUCCUGGCUAGGGGGGCAACUUCUAGGCGAGCUUUUCUCAAGCGAUUUUUUCCUACAUGCACGAGUGACUGGCGUCUACACUAGUGAAGAUUUCCAAGCUAGUUUCAACCAGUGUGACGCUUUAGGGGCCUUAGAUUUACUCGAAGCUUUAGAUGUUUGCGUUCAGUGUGACAUUGAAGGGGAGAUUGAGUACGAGUUUCCAAUUUAUAAUCAUGUGGAGACUCUUGAAGGGUUGUGGGAUUCGGAGGAUCCGAGAUAUGCGAGCAAAGGAUCACAGUAUGGUGGUUUAAGGUUGUACACCCCACCAGGGACGUACCACCAGUUCAAAUCAAUUUUCCCCCACAUUCAAGUUGAGUUGCGGAGAGCAAUUUUGGCCAAUUAUAGCAACAAUGAUAGUGAUAUGGAUUUAUACCAAUGGCAUUUAGGCUCAAAACUAUGUAACACAGAACUCGAAAGUCUCAUUACGUUGGAAGAAGACGAAGUCGCUUUACAAUUCAUUGAGAUAAAAAUCAGGGGACCAAAUAAUUCCUCGCAAUACUGUUUCUACUUUUUGGAGCAAAUAAUGCAAACGAUAAAUCACGCUUUAUUGAGAGUUUGUCCCGGACUGCUUAUCGAGAAACACGUCUUGAGCCCUUUGGAAUUGAAGAGACACUCAGAGGGGCCUUUUUGUUACCCCUCUGAUAUCAUCACAACUGCAAUGCUUGAAGCUGAGUCAACUCUCGAUGUCGCCUUGUACAACCCCAAUGUUGAUGCUCAAGAAACCAUCGCCCAGUUAAUUAUGUUUAGCGAUUUGGAUUUGGCGGGUAACAUCCAGUGGGGCUGCGCCCUCAGAAUCCAAGACCUCGCCCCUCCGAUUAAACUGAAGCUGUGCGGUUUGCUGGACCCCCCGGAGCGGCACGGUCGCGACUGGUGCUUGCUAGCCCUCCGUUUGGGUCUCUGUCAGGAUAAAAUCGCCGCUCUUGAUUCGCAACAUUCCAGCCAUACGAUGAGACUGCUAACAACAGCUGAUUGUUCAAUAGGUGCUCUUAUAACCAGUUUGCAUGAACUAGACCGACUCGAUGCCGCUGAAGUCGUCCUGCGUUCCGCACCCAUAUUUAAAAUUAUAGAGCAUGUCAGUGUUUAGUCAUAGUGAACACUCUUCUCUAGCUCAAAAUUCUUCAACGGUCCAAUGUCUGUUAGUUAGUGCUUCUACCGUCCCCCCUUUUAUUAGUCCAAUCAAACAACGAAGUAGCUACUUAUAGUUUAAUCAGCUAUUACAGGGUUCAUUUCAGUAUUAACAAAUGAAGGAGAUUGUGAUAUUUAUGCUCAGUUGUGGGAAAAUAUUUUAUUGUAUAAAUAAAUGUGAUACAAGUUA
This is a messenger RNA of Tribolium castaneum (red flour beetle), 3049 nucleotides long. Its product is annotated as death-associated protein kinase 1. Gene Ontology annotation, molecular function: protein binding. NCBI's taxonomy places the organism in Eukaryota, Metazoa, Arthropoda, Insecta, Coleoptera, Tenebrionidae. The record is from RefSeq and is a predicted model, not a curated record. The transcript has 12 exons. Gene Ontology annotation, biological process: signal transduction. The coding region runs from base 152 to 2818 and encodes 888 amino acids.